Molecule: messenger RNA, 5062 nt
Organism: Sphaeramia orbicularis (orbiculate cardinalfish)
Lineage: Eukaryota; Metazoa; Chordata; Actinopteri; Kurtiformes; Apogonidae
Gene: faxca
Product: failed axon connections homolog, metaxin like GST domain containing a
Exons: 6
Coding region: 214-1461 (415 amino acids)
Cellular component (GO): cytoplasm
Source: RefSeq, a predicted model, not a curated record
CGUGGGGAGGCUACAAGCAAGCAACGAGCUCCGAGUGGGCUGCGGAGGAUGUCGACCCCUCUGCGGGGACAGGCUCCGGGCGGGAUGCUCGUGUCCGGUGGGCCCUUCCUCAUCCAGUGGCCCCGCUCCUGGACCCCACUGCACCCAUGAAGCCCCCGCUGAUGAAGCCCCGAGCUGCCAGAGUGAGGCGGAAAGCGGCCGGAGACAGAGAGCAUGUACUGGCGCGUCGGGUUCGCCUGGACGCGGUCGUUUGUGGUUGAUCUUGGCCAGAACCAGAGCUUCUCCUCCGGCCUGCUGGCCACCGAUGAGCAGCUCUCGUUUUAUGGGUACAUCAUCGCCGACCCACUGCAGGACUACGGCGGGAUCAUGUCAGCUUUGGGCUCGGACUCGUGGUGGCGGAAGACGCUGUAUCUGACUGGAGGGGCUCUGCUCGCUGCGGCGGCUUAUUUGCUGCACGAACUGCUGGCCAUCAGAAAACAGGAAGAGCUGGACUCUAAGGAUGCCAUUAUACUCCACCAGUUCUCCAGGCCCAAAACUGGCGCACCGUCUCUGUCCCCUUUCUGCCUUAAGAUGGAGACCUACCUCCGUAUGGUGGACCUGCCCUACCAGAACUACUUUGAUGGGAAACUUUCGCCACAAGGAAAGAUGCCAUGGAUCGAGUACAACCAGGAGCAGGUGUGUGGCACAGAAUUCAUCAUCGACUUCCUGGAGGAGAGGUUGGGCGUGAGCCUCAACAAGAGCCUGACGCCGCAAGAAAAGGCCAUGUCUCGUGCCAUUACUAAAAUGGUGGAGGAGCAUUUCUACUGGACCAUAGCUUACUGUCAGUGGGUAGACAACCUGGAAGAAACACAGAAGAUGCUGUCAGUGAGCGGACCACUGAGUGACCUGCUCAAGUGGAUUCUGAGUCACCUGACCGGCGGGAUUGUAAAGAGGGAGAUGUAUGGCCAUGGGAUCGGACGGUUCUCUAAGGAGGAAGUUUAUGCCCUGAUGGAGAAGGACAUGCGCACACUUGCCACGCUGCUAGGGGAUAAAAAGUACCUGAUGGGCUCUAAACUUUCAACAGUCGAUGCUGCAGUGUUUAGUCACCUGGCUCCUGCUAUGUGGACGCUACCAGGAACACGGCCUGAGCAGCUAAUCAAAGGUGAGCUGAUCAACCUGGCCAUGUACUGUGAGCGUAUCCGCCGGCGUUUCUGGCCCGAGUGGUUCGUGGACCUGGAGGAUUUCUGCUACACCGAUACAUCAGAUGGCAGCGACUCACCAUCCAAACUCCCCGACCUGGGCCUCUACUCCCGCUCGGACUCUUUCCAGGACGAUACACACACUCACACGUCACACACUCACACGUCACACACUCACACACCGCAGGAACUGCGUUCACCCGACAGCGACCCUACGGGCCACUCGCUGUAUGACUCUGACAUGGACACAGAGUGCUCUGAAAUAGACCAGCUCAAGUGUUGACAAAGCAGUCACGUACACACACACACAACCUAGAUGCACACAAAUACACACACCACAGGUUGGAACUGCAUCCUGCAGGUAUACAUACCCCCUACCUCUUAGAGCAGGAGAUAAUUGGGGCGUAUUUGUGGUGUCUUAUCACCUCUGUCAGUGGAGAGGUUGAACAUGGAGAGGUUUAACUCAUGCUGCAGUGGAGGAAUAAGUCGAGUAAUGCGAAAGAGAAAAGUCACAAGAGGAGAGGAAAGCAGUGAGGCAGCAGAUAAGUCCAAGUGAAGGGAAAAUGAAGAGAGAAAAGUAAAAACUAAACGUAGAAAAAUCAGGAGUAAAUGACGCCGCUGCUGAGAAACUCCUCCACGAGGUUGACAUUGUCUGCAGUCGCAACUCCUAACUGUCGUCGUGUUGCCGUAACCAUGGCAACUAUGUGUGUGCGUGGCCCAUGUGUCCCUCAUAGCGCCAUCCAGCCUUGUGUGUGUAUUGAUUAACCCUUAACGCCUGGUAUUGAUAGGACACUGACACGUAGGACCUGUACAGGAUUUAUGUGAAUGAACUCAUUUCAGUGUAAAUAUAUCUGAUUCUCAGAUAGACUGUUUGAAUAUAGAUAAAUAUAAAUAGUAUAGAUAGCCUGCAAAUAUGACUCACCAUCCUUUGUCAUGGUGUAAAUACUGUAGGUGUUUGUCUCAUAAAAUCCCUUCUUUGUUACGUUAUGACCAAACUGUUUUGUAGACAUUAACAGACCACACACUCUGCUGGUCUAGGAUCAGUAUGACACGCAAUUGGGAUAUUACACUUACAACUCCCAUCCUUAUAGACAUAUUUAGGGCAGAGUAAAGCAAUGCAAUCUGCCACAAGUACCUUUUAAAGUAGCUUCUGUUUCUUUUGCCAAAAAAAUUUGAAUAAUUAUUCCCACAAUGCAUUUAGAGCUGGGAUAUGACAACACUGACUGACAGCUGCUGCAGUUUGAGUCAUUCUGCGUUUUGCCAUGUGCUUGUCAUAUGUGGCUGCUGUGUUUCAAUUAGGAAAAUUAGCUUUAGGUAAAAAUAAAUGAAAAAUACAUCAUCUUACAUGUGCAUUCAACCACUGAAAGCGAGGGAAACAAUCAUGUAGAAAUAGAUCAUAUAGAGUCGGUAAGAAAGUGCAUGGCUGGUACGUGCCGAUGAAAAUCUCCCUUUACACUUCAUGCGCAAAAUCUUAUCAGCAUUUCUUAGUUAGCUUAACUUUGACGUUUCGAUGCAGUUCAUUUCGUUAGUGCCUCUGGCCGAAUCAAACACACACAAAUGUAGCUAAUCAAUCAUAAAAAAGAAGUGUAUUCAUUGCUUUCAAAGUUUCAGCAGUUUUAGUUUUUUCUCACCAAUCAUCACCCGACUCUUGUUCAAAAAUGAUGGAUUUCUCCGAAAACAUUAUGUAAAGCAAUAAGAAAGCAAAAACAGGUCCGUUCUGUUCAUUUUUUCAUUUUCUGGUAGGCUGCGUGUUACUCGGGGUGUGUGAUGGUAAAAGUGUGGGUUUUAUAUGUGUGUUUGUCAUUCAGCAAAUGCACAUACCACUAUUAUUGUGUGUUGAGGCCACUUAUAUGGAUGCAAGCAAGGGGUAUAUGCUUCUGUCUACGAUGUGCAUGGAUGAGUCAUCCUCUGUAGAAGAAGGAAAGCACACUGGUUAGAAUUCACUGCUGCAUUUUCUCUCUAACAGACACACACUCACAUACUGUCAUGAUUUCGUAUCAUUUUGCAGAAAAGGGAUGUCAAAUUAGAAGUGAUAGCGAUAGUCACAUAUUAAUAAAUCAUGAAAGGAAUAAAAGAGAAUCAUGACAGUUUCAUCAGAGAUUUAACACGAUGCUUUAUAAAUACGGACAAAUGUAGAGUUUGUAGCAAUAGCAUGUAGCAUUAUGUUGUCAAAUAAGAAAUAACAAUUUGAUGUCAUGCAAAAUCUGGGUUGUAAAUUGUAAAUUAUGUGAUUGUUAACCCUUAAAGACCUAAAAGAAUUUUCUGGCAUCUUGCAAAUCAUUUUUUUUUCCUACAUGUAGCCUUCCUAAAUGAUUUAUCAAUAUUUGUCAUAUAAUCCUCUACAUUUUCCAGUGAAAAUCACAUAUUUUCCUAUACUUACUUUUCAGACCAUGUAGAUGUUCAUUAAAGUUCAGAGUAAAUUUAGUGGUUAUAAUAUCAGAGCAGAGAAAACUGAUGAAAAAGUGACGUUUUCAGCAAAACAUGUCAUAACCUUAACAAUGAACAGGCAUCUACAACCACUGUCAUGUAUCGAACUACAUGUUGCUACGUUCACUUCAGAGUCUCUGAAUGUACAAGAAAGACACGUGAUGCCACUGAAAAGCUGAGAAGCUGCAUUUUACCUGAAUUAUAUUAGUGUAUUGAUAAGACCAAUGGCUCAAAAGUCAUUAAACAUUUUAGUUUAGUUUACAUUUAAAGUAGGACCAUGAUGCCGUUAAUGAAAAUGGCUCCAAAAUAAUUUAUUGACGGUGGAAAUACAUUCACUACUGUGGUUGGUUUAUUGUUGUUUUCUCUGUCAAAAACAUCAGUGCGUUUGGCAACAAAUCAAAGCCAGAACCAAGCCUUUAGGAAAGACACAAAGUCAUAUUAAGUAUCUUUAUGUGUGUGUGCUGCAGUUGAAUUUCCAGACAAUAAUCUGGCCUGAAGCUGUAAUUUUAUUGUGUGUCUUAAAACCCCUUGCCUGCAUGUUCUUGCCUUCUCUUAUCAGUUGUCAGAUUCAUAGAAACUGACACUUAAGCAGUUUACUUUAUACCAGUGCCAGCAUAUGACUUAUGUUUUAUAUGUCAUAUUUAUUUAUUUAUUUAGUAUGUUGUUUAUAUUUGUUGGUUUUGAUUGUGGAAGUGUUUGAAUCUAGGAAAUAAUACCACGGUUAUUUAUUUAUUUAUUUAUUUAUUUAUUUUGCACUAUUACUUCUUGUGUUUACAUGUUUUUUUGGUCUACAGCUGAGAAAUGAAAUGUAUUAAUGUGCGUGUAGUGCAAUACUGUAGAUUCUCUGGUUUCUGUUGACAAAUUUUCACUUCAUUCAAGCAUGUAUGUCCAUGUUGGAGAUGCCAUCUGAUAAGUGUUAAAAAUCAAAAUGCCAGUUUCAUCAAGUCCCUCAUCUGCUGCAAAUUUUGCCUUUCUCAAAAGACUCAGUUAGAGUUAGAGCUUCAUGUUCAGCUGAAACCAUAAGAAACACAAAACACUGAGGAAAAAUACCAAAGUGACUCAGAUCAGCAGGGUGAGGUCAGUCAUCCCGCUGCUCACCGUCCUCACUCCCUCUGGUAAAAUUCACCCAUUUCUAGAAAAAUUGCAAAAGUCAUUUGUGUCUGUGGGCAACUCCAUCCGUCUCCUUUCCUCUGCUGUUAAAGGCCAGGGGUCGGGGGUUCGGCCCUGUCAUGCGUCCUUUCUCCCAUUGAGAUUUCUGCUUGUAGACCGUAGAAGCCAUAUUGCAUUGUUUGUUGGUGUUGUGUGUGCUGAAACACUUGUGGAAUCUCAUCAAAAUGUAUAUAAGAGAGCCAAAAAAAAUAAAUAAAUAAUAGACAAUGUGAUCUAAAAGAUAAAUGCUCUGUAAAGUAAAAAAAAAAAAAAAAAAAAAAAGGAAAAAAUCUUAUGAAUGUAUUAUA